Molecule: messenger RNA, 18411 nt
Organism: Podarcis lilfordi (Lilford's wall lizard)
Lineage: Eukaryota; Metazoa; Chordata; Lepidosauria; Squamata; Lacertidae
Source: the annotation of a GenBank genome assembly
GAGCUUCCGCUGGGGCAGGAAGGCGGGCCGGAUAUCCGCCGGCACGGGCGGAUGUUGACAUUGUGAGCGGACCCCGCUAAGGUAAGUCGAGAGGGGAGAAGGGGGCGCCUUCCGUUGAGCCCGGCAGGGGAGGCGGGCGAAGGUUUCCUAUCCCGCCCCCCUGGCCUUCUUCAGUGGCUCCUUCCUCCUCCUGCAGAAUAAGGUGACUGAAUGGGCUGCACCACUGCAGGCUGGGGAGGGUCUCUUUUUGGGGGGGUUGUCACCUUUUAGGAAGCUCCCCCCCAGUUAAAAAGGAAAGCGGCUAGAGAAACCCAGCCAGAUGGGCGGGGUAUAAAUAAUAAAGUAUUAUUAUUAUUAUUAUUAUUAUUAUUAUUAUUACCCUGCAAGGGUAAUAAUAAUAAUAAUAAUAAUUAUCAUUAUCUUGCAAGGGUUAUAAUAAUAUUAUUAGUAGUAGUACCCUGCUCUUGUAGCCUCCCAAAUAGAUUACAGCAAUCUACUCUUUGGGGGCCUAAAGCAGGCAUAGGCAAACUCGGCCCUCCAGAUAUUUUUGAGACUACAAUUCCCAUCAUCCCUGACCACUGGUCCUGUUAGCUAGGGAUGAUGGGAGUUGUAGUCCCAAAGCAGCUGACGGGCCGAGUUUGCCUAUGCCUGGGCUAGCCUAUCAGGGAGAAACCGUCAUUUCAUAUACUGCAUAAUAAUUUAUAAUAAUAAUAAUUUAUGAUUUAUACCCCGCCCAUCUGGCUGGGUUUCCCAGCCGCUCUGGGCGGCUUCCAACAAAACACUAAAAUAUAAUAACCUAUUAAACAUUAAAAGCUUCCCUAAGCAGGGCUGCCUUCAGAUGUCUUCUUAAAGUCUGGUAGUUGUUCUCUUUGACAUCUGGUGGGAAGGCAUUCCACAGGGCAGCCUUCAAAACUGUGAUUUCCCCUCACUGGCUGCAGCACAACCCAUCCCACCCCUUGAAGAAAUCUACCUCCUUAUGUUGCUGCAAAGGGGUCUGAGCUCAGUGGUCCAGCACCUGCUUUGGCAGAUGCUUAUUCAGUCCCUAGCAUCUCCAGAUACCUCCAGAUUCCUGUCUGAAAAGCCCAGAAAGAUCCCACAAGCCAGUGCUGGAGAUUAUAAUGAGUCAUUCUACUGGUCUGGCACUUAUAUAAGGCAAAUUCCUAUGUGUCCAUGUUGUUAUGACUGGACCAUUGAGUACAGAUGCAAAGUGGUCAUGAGGCAGGGCCAUGUGUCCAGCCCAGAUCCCUGACCAGGUGCAGAGGAGCUUUAAAAAGCUCUGAGCAGUUGGAAGACUGGGCUGGGGAGCCUUCCUGUCUACCUGUGCCUUUAAAUGUCAAACGCUUUGCAGCCGCUUAAGCUGUGAUUUUGAUCAUCUUCUGUUUUGUCUAGCAAGAAAUCCUUUUAAACUGCCUUUAAACAGCCUUCAGCAUUUCAGGCUCCAGGUACUGUCAUCUAGCAGCUAAGCCUUGGGAUGUCCAAAUGACUAGGAAAAGUAGCCAAGAGCCAAUUCUUCUUUUCCGGCUGCCUGCUCCUCCUCCUGCUUCCCUGGCCAAGACCUUCAGGGCUGGCUUUUCCCAGAGAGCUUUUAAAGACAUCCUUGAGAUGUUGAGCUUGGCUGUGGGUGAGACUACAAGGCCAUGGAGCUUGUUUUUCCUGCUCUGGUUGGCUAAGACCUUUAUUUGCACUCAACAUUGAGGUCAUCUUCACAGAGUGAGCUUGGAGAGGAACGGGUGGCUCUCUUGCAGUUUUUCAGGACACUUCCAGAUUGUCAGUAUGUUACGGGACAGACUUGAGUGCAUACCAGGAAGUUUGGAUUUGUGCAAUUAAAUUGGAUUAAAGCACUCUGUUGCCAGUCUAGAGCAACAAAUCAAGUUGGUUUUUUGUGCGGAGGAAAAUGACAGAGGAAUGCACCGAAAAGUGAGGAAUGAGUGAAUGGUUAAUGGAAAGAUGUGUACACACUCCACAAGCAAAUUGGGAUGAAUGCUCAAGAAAUGGGUUAUUUGAAGGAGAUCUUAGUUUGUGAAAAGGCGUCUCUCCCUUGGGGGCUUCCCUUUGAGGUAUCUGGUUUCUCACUUUGAGAACAGGAUUCUGGACAAGGUGGUGCCCCUUGGACCUCAUCCAGCAGCAAGUUUAUGAGCAGAGAUAAGUUCAUGUUAGUCCAUAGUAAGAUUUGACGUUAAGAUCUUAGUUUCAGUCAUUGAGCAUAAAUUCAUAAACUCUUAUUUUUAAUACUGUAACGAAUUAUUGUGUUAUACAUACCCUUAUGAGUUUGCGUUUCUAAUCUCUGUUUGAGUUUGUAAUCUCCAUUUGAGUUUGUACUCCUUGUCAGAAUACAUACUUUUGAAUGGAUUAGUUUUUUCAAUUGACUAUUGAUUUGCGAGAAAGGACCACUCCCACUUUUGAAACUUAUAUUGGCCAGAGUUCUUGGUGUGCUCUUUUCUCUUGGUAUAUUUAAUAACAAGAACUCCAACUUAUUUAACCCUAGGAGCCAGCCAUUUUCAGAGACUGGCAGAAGUGUCUCUUGACCCUCGCUGACUCCUCUUGCCCCCGGGCAAAGGAAACAGCUCUGAGCGUGGCUUUUUCUCCAUCCUGUUUUGGCUACGCACAAUUUUGAAAGCUUUUCUUCCUCUUUGUGCCCUUCUUGAAGGAGACUAUCCUGUUACAGGCAUGGCAGAUGACAAUGAAGAGUUGCCGGUGGAUGAGGAUCUGCCGGAGGAUGAAGAUUUGCCGGCAGAUGAAGAGAUCCCCGGGCCAGCAGAGGACAGCUUGGAGCAUCUAGAGAAUGGCAGUCCUGCCGAACGGAGCGGCCACGUGGCUGUCAGCGACGGGCAGUGCAUGUUCGUUUGGGGCGGGUAUAAGGUGAGCAGCAAAAAAAGAGUCUUUAUUUGGCAAAGGCAGGACAAGAAGUGGUGGAGCCCUUGCUCCCUCCAUCACAGAGGGCUGGAGAAGAUGCACCCAGUUUAAAAUGUGUGUGUGUGUGUGAGAGAGAGAGAGAGAGAGAGCGCAACAGGUUGCUGCUAACCAUGUUGUAAUAAUAAUAAUAAUAAUAAUAUAAUAAUAAUGUAUUUAUAUCCCACCCUCCCCAGCCGAAGCCGGGCUCAGGGCGGCUAACAACAAUAAAAUAGUACAACAUUCUAAAAUCAUUUCAUUAUAAAAUUAAUUCAACUCAAAUUGAUGGCAACCAUUAGGCUAAAGUUCUGUGAAGAUUGCCAAAGGAGGGAGUCAGGCUGUGCCCUGACCAAAGGCCUGGUGGAACAGCUCUGUCUUGCAGGCCCUGCGGAAAGAUAUCAGGUCCCGCAGGGCCCUAGUCUCUUGUGACAGAGUGUUCCACCAGAUUGGAGCCACAGCCAAAAAAGCCCUGGCUCUGGUUGAGGCCAGUCUAACCAUUCUGUGGCCUGGGACCUUCAAGAUGUUUUUAUUUGAAGACCGUAAGUUCCUCCGUGGGACAUACCAGGAGAGGCGGUCCCAUAAGUAUGAGGGUCCUAGGCUGCAUAGGGCUUUAAAGGUUAAAACCAGCACUUUGAACCUGAUCCUGUACUCCACCGGGAGCCAGUGCAGCUGGUAUAGCACCGGGUGAAUGUGAUCUCGCAGCGAAGACCCCAUAAGGAGUCUCACCGCGGCAUUCUGCACCCGCUGGAGUUUCUGGGUCAGUCUCAAGGGCAGCCCCACGUAGAGCGAGUCACAAUAAUCCAGUCUGGAGGUGACCGUUGCGUGGAUCAUAAUAAUUUAAUUGAUGUGUUGCCUUAUAUUUGAAGGUCUCAAGGGACGUUGUGGGAUGUGCUGCCAUUAUUAUUACUUUAUUUGUGCAUUGUCUUAUGCCCCAAAGCUCUCAAGGGAUGUAUUAAGUACAGUCAAACCUCAUGUUACGUUUGCUUUAGGUUGAGCGUUUUAAGGUUGCGUCCUGCAGCGACCCGGAAGUACCGGAAAGGGUUACUUCUGGGUUUCGCUGCUCGCGCAUGCGCAGACGCGCAAAAGGAUGUUAUGCGCAGAAGUGGCGAAUCGCGACCCGCAGACACGGGUUGCGUUCCUUUCAGGUUGCGAACGGGCCUCCAGAACGGAUCGCAUUCGCAACCAGAGGUAUCACUGUACAGGAUGAGGAUGCUGCGGAUGAUAGUGACAUGGUGGACUUGAUUUAAAUCAAAUUGAUUUAAAUCACUAGUCAGUAAGACUUGAUUUAAAUCAAUAGUCAGUAAGACUUGAUUUACAUUAUUUUUUUUACAGAAAGGCUCAUUCUUGCUGGUAUAAUCUUAAUAUUGCCAACCAAAGGUUUCAUUUUUGGAAUAAUAAAUUUUCAGAGUAGUUUUUACAGUUAUAUCAAAAAAUACUGAUUUGAUUAUACUAUUAGAAAUACAUUGACAGAUAAUUAUGAAAUUAUUGUGAGAUUUAAUGUUAACUUUAUAUUUGGACAACUUUUCUGCUGUACUUGGAAGGAGAAAAAUAAUUGUUUCCUUAAUAACAAUUUAAACAAUUCAUUUAAUUAGAACAAUAACAUUAUAGCAUAUGUAUCCAUGUUUGUUAACUGAUGUGGUUAAACGAUUUUAAAAACACCUUUGAGUUUUAGCAUACAUGAAAAACUUAAAUCAAAUCCUUAUUUCCUGAUGAAUAGUCUCUGUACUAUAAUUUAAAUAGAAAACUCUCUUUAGAAAGAUUUUUCCUCCAAAAGCAUUUUAUUUUAAAAAUCCAAUUUAAAUAAAAAAAAUCUGAUUUAAAUUUUAAAAAAAUCGAUUUUUUUUAAAUAUAUAUUUUUUAGAACAUUGAUUUUUAUCCACCCUGAAUAGUGAUAAUUUAUUUGUACCCCACCCAUCUGACCUCUUCUGCUGUUUACCUUCCUUGGAGGCUUUCAAGCAGAGGUUGGGUGGACAUCUGUCCUGGAUGCUUUAGCUGAGAUUCCUGCAUUGCAGGGGGUUGGACUAGAUGACCCUUGGGGUCCCUUCCAACUCUGUGAUUCUAUGACAUGGGGCUGGGGUUGGUCCUGGCGUAGUCAGGAUCCUCUGUCUCUAGAAAAAUGCUCCCUGUGGAUUCAUCAGAAUGUCAGAUCGAAAAAACAGACUAUAAAUGAAAUAAAUAAAUGGGGCUCACAGUCUUGCCCUGGAAUAUCCCACAUUUUUAUACCCAAGUUGGCCAUGAUUCUCAGAAUAUAGAUAUUUGGGUGGAAAUGGAGGGUGGGGUGUUCUUUAGACUAUUGGCAUAAAGAGAGGAGCAGAUGGUGCUUUUUAAUUCAUCGUUCCGUUUAAUAAUGGGGGUGCUUCCCCUCUUUCCUGCUUUCCUGCUUCAGAAUGCUCAAGUGAGAGGAUUCUACGACUUUUACCUGCCCCGAGAUGAAAUCUGGAUAUACAACAUGGAAACUGGAAGAUGGUAAAUUAUAUCUUGACUGCCUCCUAUCUCCCCACCAACACCAAAAAAUACCUCCAACCGUGAUAAUGUUUUGUUAGAGCAGUAGAAAACAAGAAUAAGAAUAAUCAUCAUAAUAAAAUAAAAAAAUAAUUUAUUUAUUAUUUACACCCCGCCCAUCUGACUGGGUUUCCCCAACCACUCUGGGUAGCUUCCAGCAGAAUAUUAAAAUACAAUAGUCUAUUAAACAUUAAAAGCUUCCCUAAACAGGGCUGCCUUCAGAUGUCUUCUAAAAGUCUGGUAGUUGUUUAUUUCCUUGACAUCUGAUGGGAGGGUGUUCCACAGGGAGGGCGCCACCACCGAGAAGGCCCUUUGCCUGGUUCCCUGUAACUUGGCUUCUCGCAGCGAGGGAACUGCCAGAAGGCCCUCGGAGCUGGACCUCAGUGUCCGGGCAGAACGAUGGGGGUGGAGACGCUCCUUCAGGUAUCCUGGGCCGAGGCCGUUUAGGGCUUUAAAGGUCAGCACCAACACUUCAAGUUGUGCUCAGAAACAUACAGUCGUACCUUGGAAGUCAAACAGAAUCCAUUCUGGAAGUCUGUUCAACUUCCAAAAGGUUCAGAAACCAAAGCGCAGCUUCUGAUUUCCUGGCUUCUGAUUUCCUGCAGCCAAUCGGAAGUUGUGGAAGCUCUGUCGGACGUUCGGGUUCCAAAGAACGUUCACAAACCGGAACACUCACUUCCGGGUUUGGGAGCCAAAACGUUCGACUUGCGACUGUACUUCCAUGUCCUCCAGUUUUUUGUUCGUUUGUUUUAUUUUUCAACCCACCCUUUCUAGAUGGCUCAAGGCAGGUAAGACAAAAUGUGCAUUGAAAGAAGAAAAUCAGAGGCCCUUUGGUUAGUGAGUCUUCUGAUCCACUUUGCGGAAAGCAAGACGGGGAGAGUUGCCUUCCUCUGUUGGAUUUCUUGGAAUUCACAGAAGUUUUCAGUACCAUCAUCCCAUAUGGAUCCUCCUAGUCAGGUUGUCUUUAGUUGAGUGCUGGAGGUACUGCCUAGAGAUGGUUCCUCUCCUUCCCAGAUGCCUGAUUCCAGAAGGUGGUGCCAGUGUUUUUCCACUGGGUUUUAUGCUUGGGGAUCCCACUGUUUUAUAACACGUGCAUGAAUCCAUUGAGAACGUUCACAUGGUGCUUUGGAUUGAAGUGCCAUCAGUUUGGGGAGGUGAUGGGAGCUCUGAAUCGGCUUGUAAGUACCACACUAAGUGAUAACAAAAGCUAUAAACGACAGAUAAGCAUGAGAAAGGAACGCUUCCUUGUUAAACCCAAAGGUCUUUCUGCCCCUUUCUUGCCAGGACAAAGCACAGAACGGCUGGAGAUGUUCCCCCUUCCAUGUCAGGGAGCUGUGCCGUCUGUAUGGACAGAGUCUUGUACCUGUUUGGAGGGCACCACGCACGCGGCAACACAAACAAGGUCAGUCCUCGAAUUUCCCAGGGUGGGGUGGGGCUCGCCCCCUUUUUUUGCCUUUAUUUUGGAGCCAGAAAACUACAGUAUCCAAAACCCCAACACUAUCUAACAUCAGAUCCAUCCCAUGUUGCCUGACAGGCCAAAUUAAGAUCUUAAAGGUAAAGGACCACUGGAUAGUGAAGUCCAGUCAAAGGCGACUAUGGGGUUGUGGCGCUCAUCUUGCUUUCAGGCCAGGGGAGCCAGCGUUUGUCCACAGACAGUUUUCCAGGUCAUGUGGCCAGCAGGACUAAACCGCUUCUGGUGCAACGGGACACCGUGACAGAAGCCAGAGCGUACGGAAACACCAUUUACCUUCCCGCCGCAGCAGUACCUAUUUAUCUACUUGCACUGGUGUGCUUUCGAACUGCUAGGUUGGCAGGAGCUGGGAAAGAGCAACGGGAGAUCAUGCCGUCGUGGGGAUUUGAACUGCUGACCUUCCGAUCGGCAAGUCCUAGGCUCUGUGGUUUAACCCACAGCGCCACCCGCGUCCCUAAGAUCUUUAAAUCGACACAGAGCAAUCCAAAUAAUCAGGACUCCUUUGGGCCAAUGAGCUGCACGUUUAUAAUCUAUUCCUUCAUUUUCUUGCAGUUCUACAUGCUUAAUUCCAGGUCGAGCGACAAAGUGUUGCAGUGGGUCAGGGUGGAGUGCCAAGGCACCCCUCCGUCAUCAAAAGACAAACUCGGCGUUUGGGUUUAUAGAAACAAGUAAGUUUGUCGGCAUGAACCAGAGCCUGGCUGUUCCGGGGUCCCAUCUCUUUCCUGGAAAUGAUUGUGUGCUCUGCAGCCUCAUUUGACUCAAAAAAAUAGUGGGUUUCCAUGUUGCCUGUUCUCCAAAGUGUCUCUGUUACCCAUUCAUUACUGUAAUAGCACUCUUUGUAUUUAAUUUGUAAUGUAAUUUGGCCUAAUUGGAUUAUGUUGGUUUCGUGUAAGCAACCUAUAGCUUUUAUAUAAAAAUAGGCAGCAUAUGAAUGUAAUAAGUGCACUUACUUGAUGUUCCAUGACGUCCUAAAUAUUAGAAGAAACUUGCAGCCAAAUAGCAUACAGGUUUGUGACCAUGCAGAGUUAAUGGUAAUUUUCAGAGUAGAGUUAGCAACAGCAAGAGGGGGCGAGGAAACAAGCUAAGAAACUUUUCCGGCUAAAAUAGCAACACAACCGGAUGCCUCUUCCCACCCCCUGAAAAAUAAUGUUUUGUUGGCUUUAUGUUUUUUUUCCUGAAAUAGCAACAGCAAAGCACCUCAGAGCUAAUGCUGCCGAUGUCCUGCUCUUGUCCUUUGGCACUUCUAACUGCCUUUGCGAAUGAUUCUUUGCGAAUUUUAGCUGCAGUAUGUAAAGGGAGGAGAAGCAGGUCAUGGGCGCUCAGUUUCAUUUAAAUAAAUCAACCUUUGCCCACCUGGUGCCCUUCAGACAUGCUGGCUCAGCUUAUGAAAGGCUAAAAUAAAUAAUGGAAUCUUUUCUCAGAUAUUCUGGCUUCUACUCUUUAAGUGGUGCUUUCUCGUAAGUGGAAAUCCAUUACCGCAUAUUACCUGGUCACUCUGAUGAUAGUUUAUUCUUUUGUUUUUCUGCCUUCCCUUCCUUCUUUUUGAACAGGCUUAUAUUUUUUGGUGGCUACGGGUAUUACCCUGAAGGGGAGCAGAUUGGAAGGUUUGAGUUUGAUGAAACCUCUUUUUGGGUAAGUCUUCUGCUUUUUGUGCACUGGAACCUCCUCUAGUGGCUCAUUUACUGAUUUAUGCUCUUGUAGCCUCCCAAAUAGAUUACAGCAAUCUACUCUUUGGGGGCCUAAAGCAGGCAUAGGCAACCUCGGCCCUCCAGAUGUUUUGGAACUACAAUUUCCAUCAUCCCUGACCACUGGUCCUGUUAGCUAGGGAUCAUGGGAGUUGUAGUCCCAAAAGAUCUGGAGGGUUGAGUUUGCCUAUGCCUGCCCUAAAGACAUUCUGGAAGCUGCAGAUUGCUCAGGAUGCUGCUGCUGCUUGGCUGUUGGCUGGAGCAGCAAGGAGGGGUUGUAUCGGCCCCAUCUUGAAAGCUCUGCAGUGGCUGCAUGUGAUCAAAACCCCUAAGUGAAUUAGGACCCAAAGAAACACUCUCUCUCCCCGCCCCCUGCCAUCCAACCUUUGCAUUAUGAUCCACAGAGAAUGCCCUGCUUAUAGUCACAUCUGUUGGACAGUGACACAAGACAGGGCCUUCUCGGUGGUGGCAUCUCACCUGUGAUUUCUAUGGAACCCCCUCCCAGGUGACAUCCGCUUGGCCCCCUCGGUACAAACAUUCAAGCAAAAGCUAAAGGCAUGCCCAGGCCUUUGGAUCCAUAAGUGGAAUUUAUUCUAGAUAUUUGCCACUGCUUUUUUGAUUCUGAUUGUGGGGUUUUUAUUUUAUUGGGUUUAUCAUUCUGUUGUUGCUGUUUUUAUCUUGUUUCUUGUUGUGAGCUGCACUAUGCUUCCUGAUUGAGGAAGGGUGAGGAAGCGUUAAAUAAAUGAUACCAAAAAUGCAGGGAGAUGGCACAUGAGGCCCCCAGAACAACUGUGGCUUUCAGCUCCACCGCCUUGAAUACCUGCCCGUAUUUACCUGCUCUGUGGUCCUGCUCCUCUUGGGUGGUAGAUGCUGAAACUCAAACCUGUUCUAGAAGCCUCUUGCACACAUCACAGGAGGAACAGUGGCCGCAGGUAGUCAGCGCUCCGUUCCACAAAUUUUUCUGUCCUAGUUUGCAAAUGUCGAAACUGCUGCACGGAAUGAGAUUUUAUCCAUUGUCCCUGUUCUUGUCUAAAAGAAUUCAGGUGUUCCCCGUGGGUGGAAUGAUCACGUUCACGUCCUGGACACAGACACCUUUACGUGGAGCCAGCCUGUAACCAAGGUAAAGUAGUGGACUUCCAAAAUACGGCAAUCGUACGUUUAUAAAAAAUUAUGAUCCGGUAGGACCACCCAUAUUGAUUAAUAUCCGCUGAUUCAUUUCCACUGCCCGUCAGAUCCUAACAAAUAUCAUCAUCAUCAUCAAUCUUUAUUACGGUCCAGAGACCCAACAAAUCAUUACAAAGCAAUACACAAUUCAUACAGCCUACCUCCAGGUUAAACAAGCAUUUUGUUCAGAAUAUAGGGAUUAUUUGUUCUUGCAACCACCGAUAAAAACUUUGCCACUGCUAAUGUUCUAGCGUUUGUCCGGUCUUCCAAUAGGAACCUGACAUAGUGAGCCUCUGAUUUUCCUGGGAAAGGUACCAGCAAGGGUAGUAUCAGUUCAGCCCUGGCUUGCUCUUAUUUUGCACAGUGCAACAAAAUAUGUUUUAUGGAAUUGAUGUCUUGAGCACAUGAGCAAAGUCUGUCCUGGUAGGGAACUCCUCUCAACCUGCCAGCCAACACUGCAGAGGGAAAGACAUUUAGUCUGGCUUUGGUGAAAAGCCUUCGAUAGUUUGGUACUGUCAGGUUUUUGAUGUAAGAUGUUAACUUAAAGACAUGCCCAUAUUGUACUCCUACUGCCAGCGGACACGAAUAUAACCAGCAGCAGCAAGUUCCUGAAAAGUGGUCAGUGGCAGGAGACGGGAAGGAGAUUUCGUAGAGCCCAAAGCAGGUAGUCUCUCACCUGUCCCCUCUUCUUCCCCCCGCAGGGUAAAUCGCCGUCGCCCCGAGCAGCCCACGCUUGUGCCACGGUUGGAAACAGAGGAUACGUCUUUGGAGGAAGAUACCGAGUGAGUGCGAGAGCAGAGUGGGGACGCUGCUGCUGCCUUUCUGGGGUUCAGGUUUCACUAAACCCGUCCCUCUCUCCCUCUUUCCCUCAGGAGUCCAGGAUGAACGAUCUCUAUUCCCUCAAUCUGGACAAGUGGGAGUGGCAUGAAAUGUACGUAGGCUUCUGUCUCCCCUUGUCGGCGCAGGGAAGCUGAUCCCGAGUAGGUGCUCUCCAAAUCUUUUGGACUACAACUCCCAUCAGUCCCAGCGAGCACUUUUGGGAGCCGGUGGGAAUUGCAUCUGGAGAGCACCGGGUCUCGUUUGCUAUUCUUACUUCAUUUAUUGCGAUUUAUCCCCUGCCCUUCAUCCUAAGGUCCCAGGGCAGGUUACAACAACUCACACAGUUCUAAAACAGUUCUGUACAAUUUAAAAUGACUGAAAUAAGGUGAGGCCUAAACUUGCUUAUUAUUGAUUUGUUUAGAGAAGGAUUUCUAUCCCGCUAUGUCGUCAAAAAUAUACAGGUGAAACUCGAAAAAUUAGAAUAUCGUGGAAAAGUUCCUUUCUUUCACUAAUUCAACUUAAAAGGUGAAACUAAUAUAUGAGAUUGACUCGUGACAUUCAAAGCAAGAUAUGUCAAGCAUUGAUUUGUUAUCAUUGCUAUGAUCAUGGCGUACAGCUGAUAAAAACCCCAAAUGAACAAUCUCAGAAAAUUAGAAUAUUCAAGGAAAUCAGCAAAACAAGGAUUGCAAAUGGAGCAAGAUUGGACCUCUGAGAAGUAGAAGCCGAUCUCGCUUUGCAUGUCAUGAGUUGAUCUCAUAUAUUAGUUUCACCUUUUAAGUUGAAUUACUGAAAUAAAGGAACUUUUCCAUGAUAGUCUAAUUUUUCGAGUUUCACCUGUACCUAAGUGGUUUGCAGCACUCCCCUAUUCCCAUUUUUGGUUGGCCAGGAAAACUUGAAGCAUGGGUUGCAAGACCACCCUGUGUGGUUUGAGCAGCCGGCCAAAUCUUCUCCCAAAGCCUGACUUCAUGGCCGGAGCAGCGAAUCACCUGCAUCGAUGUCUCCAGAGUUUCCACAAUCUCCCACCCCGGUCAAGAACAGCUUGCUUAUAGUAAGAUCAGACACUCCAUUCCUGGCUGCCGUUUUGACAAUCUCUUGUCAAUCCCUUGUGUUUCCCCAACACAGAAUCACGCAAGGCAUCUGCCCCGUCGGCCGGUCUUGGCAUUCUCUAACCCCCGUUUCGUCUGACCAUCUCUUCCUCUUUGGCGGGUUCACCACCGACAAGCAGCCUCUCAGUAAGUAAAUCCCAGGAGAGCUAAAAAAUAGCCUUCGGUUUAGAUAGAAGAGCCUUUUCUGCAGAGCUGGUUGGCGCUGGGUUUAUUUUAGCCUUCCUGUGAUGAUCCCAGAAGGUCCUUGCAAUGGCUGCAGUUCAGGACCCUGCCAGCGCGUCAGUGGCACCUGGGGACUGGCGCUGCUGCUGUUUGUUCCCCACCCCUCUCAAAAACACUGGCUAGAUUUAAAGCGGCUAAAAGGGUCACAAAACACAACAGGCUGGUGGGCUGAUUGAUACGGAUCUCAAAUAAUACAUAUCAGGGGUGGGCACAUUGUAGGAUGGGACCGUCAAAGUGCAAGUAGAUAAAUAGGUACCACUCUGGCGGGAAGGUAAAUGGCGUUUCUGUGCGCUGCUCUGGUUCGCCAGGAGCGGCUUAGUCCUGCUGGCCACAUGACCUGGAAGCUGUACGCCUGCUCCCUCGGCCAAUAAAGCGAGAUGAGCGCUGCAACCCCAGAGUCGGCCACGACUGGACCUAUUGGUCAGGGGUCCCUUUACACUUUACCUUUUGUUAAGUCCUGGCCAGCUUCAGAGGUCUGUGUUGGAAUCCACACUUCUUUCUUAACAUAUUUUAUUUUAUCAGAUUUCUUACCUGCCCUUAACCACAAGGACUUGGGGUGGCACUUGGAUAUGAUGUAUAUUGGCUUGUGGCCUUCAGUUGGCAACAACCUCCACCUCCUGAGCCGCGCUCUGGCUUCAGCUGGUGAGCCUUGAACUUCUAGCAAGAAAACCAAAGUAGAUCCGAUAACUCUGAAGUCUUUCCUCCUCCCCUCUCGCCCUCCCACCCCCACCUAGUACAUCUGGUUUAAAUUUGGCAUCCUGAGAAUCUUGGCUAUCACUUCAUUUUUUAAAAAAACAAACCCUCAUGUUUGUAAAGAAAAAUUGGAAACAUCUCCGUCCCUUCCCACCAUCACCACCAGUGUUCCACGUGGACGUGUUUCAUUGCACCAAAAAAAAGUACAAUGAAUUAUUGGAGUUAAAUGAUUGUAUGCAAAAACAAUUAAUUUAACCACAGUUUAGGGGUUGGGGUGUGUCCUGAUCCUCAUGUUUCCUAUUUGCCUCUUGAGCCACUCGCGGUAGUUGUGGGAAAUGACAGCUUCAAGUGACCACCUUGUGAGUUCAAAUUCUGGAUCAAGUUGUGGCCAAGGACAGCUUCUUUUGCUAACACUCAGAACUCGCUCCCAACAAAAACCUCCCUUCUGUUCCUUGCAGGUGAUGCCUGGAUCUAUUGCAUUAGUAAAAACGAGUGGAUACAAUUUGAGCACAAUUAUUCAGAAAAACCCCGGUAAGCAGUCCCACGCGCAGUAGCAGACACUACGCUGAACCUUCCACAGAACUCGCCUCUCCUGGUCGUUGCUUUGCUUGCACUGAUGGCCCUCUUUGCCUUCUACCUUCAUGGCUGUUCAGAUUUUGGGGAGCCUUUCAGCUCUUGCGUUUUUUGAGCUCAAGUAAGAUUGGCUUUACAAGAGACGCGGAUGGCGCUGUGGGUUAAACCACAGAGCCUAGGACUUGCCGAUCAGAAGGUUUGCGGUUCGAAUCCCCGCGACAGGGUGAGCUCCUGUUGCUCGGUCCCUGCUCCUGCCAACCUAGCAGUUCGAAAGCACGUCAAAGUGCAAGUAGAUAAAUAGGUACCGCUCCGGCGGGAAGGUAAAUGGCGUUUCUGUGCGCUGCUCUGGUUCGCCAGAAGUGGCUUAGUCCUGCUGGCCACAUGACCCGGAAGCUGUACGCCGGCUCCCUCGGCCAGUAAAGCGAGAUGAGCGCCGCAACCCCAGAGUCGGUCACGACUGGACCUAAUGGUCAGGGGUACCUUUAACUAUACCUUAAAAUUGGCUUUAGGGGGUGAAGGGCAGAGAAACCACUCCACCGUCUUGCAUUUGAGAGGGACAAAUUCUGGAUGAGAAUAUUGUCAGACAGCUGCAGCAAUGCUGUCUGCAGCAGAAGUGUAGCGUCCAAAUCAAGGGAAGUCAUAGUGCCCCUCUAUUCCUGGAAUCCUGUGUCCAGUUCUGGGCGCCACAGUUUAAAAAGGAUAUUGACAAGCUGCAGUGUGUGCAGCCUGGAGAAGAUAAAAGGGCCUGGAAGCCUUGUGAGGAACAGUAGACUGAGUUUGGGAUGUUUAGCCUGAAGAGGAGGAGAUUGAGAAGUUGGAUAGCCGUUGGUCAGGGAUUCUUUAGCUGCGAUUCCUGCGCUGCGGGAGAUUGGAUUUGGUGACCCUCUGGGGCCUCUUCGAACUCUACAAUUCUCUGAUUUCCCCUUUGCAUAAUGGGCAGUGUGUCUAGGCCAGACUCUUCAGUUCCAGUAAACUCAGGCCAGUCUCCAUUUGACUGGCCUGCAAGGGGCUUCAAAUGUCAGUCGUUCUCUUGUUUGCAUCCCAGAGAAGCCAAGCGUAGCCACUUAGGUCUGUGCUUUUAUUCUUGCCGCACGUUUGGGCAAAGGGGCCCAUAUUUUUCGUCCGGCAGCCUUCCCACCUCAGGGGUAAGAAACAAAGGAGUGUCUUGUAACAGGCCCUUCCUUAAAAGGGGUGGAGGGUGGAUAAACCCUCUUGUCCAACCGCUGACUUCUCUGGGCCACAAACAAGACAGCUGAAAAGCGACACAAAAUGUUCAAAAACUCACAGAAAUGGAUAAUCGCAACAACAAAAACAGGGGAGAUGAAAGCCGUAUACGGCAGCAGGAUUCCCUUGAGUUGCAGCCAAAGCUUUCUGCUGAAUCUCCCCACUGCUUGACCCCACCUUGGCCCAGUAGACCUGAAGGAGCGUCUCCACCCCCAUCGUUCUGCCCGGACACUGAGGUCCAGCACCGAGGGCCUUUUGGCAGUUCCCUCACUGCGAGAAGCAAAGCUACAGCGAACCAGGCAGAGGGCCUUCUCGGUGGUGGCACCCGCCCUGUGGAACGCCCUCCCACCAGAUGUCAAAGAGAUAAACAGCAGUUCAGGACCUGCUCUCGGACAGGAAUGAUCAAAUUACUUUGAUAGUGGCUAAAUUUUUGAGUGCUGUCCAUGUGGAAAGACUGGGCCAUUAUAGAGAGAUUUCGUGGUUCUUGAUUGGUCGGUGAUGUGGUAGUGUUAGACUGUAUUAUUUAUGCAAAUUGUUAUGUCAAAUUCGUAUUUUCCACAAUCUGUAUACGGUGUUUGUUUUAUAAUGGGUGGUUUGCUAUGCCUAAUAAAGGAUUGAUUGAUAAAACAACUACCAGACAUUUAGAAGACAUCUGAAGGCAGCCCUGUUCAGGGAAGUUUUUAAUGUGUGACAUUUUAAUGUAUUUUUCAUCUUUGUUGGAAGCCGCCCAGAGUGGCUGGAGAAACCUGGCCAGAUGGGCGGGGUACAAAUAAAUCAUCAUCAUCAUCAUUAUUAAUUUGUGUGAUCUUACAGGCUCUGGCACACGGCGUGCGCGAGCGACGAGGGAGAGGUGAUUGUCUUUGGGGGCUGUGCCAACAAUCUGCUUGCCCACCACAAAGCCGUAAGUCCUUGUUGUUGUUCUUCCCAGGGCAGCUGGGCGCCAAGUCACAGCUCCCUUUGUAAAGCCCAAAGGCUGCCUGCUGCGUCAUCGUUUGGGGGCAGAAUUCCUGGCUUCACCCCCCACCUCGGCCCAUUGCAAAGCAGUUCCGCCUGGGUAGAGGCACACCCUCCCACACACCUUUCAGUGCCGUGAUUACCAGACAGUGGAGCAGAAGAAGCUGUGCGCAUGACCAUUAUUUCUGGUUUUGGUCAUGGCAAAACGCUGGCAUUCGGAUUUUCCAGCAAGACCCACCGGAUAAGCUGUUUGACAGUGGGACGGUUUCCCUUGCGAGGUUGUGGACUUUCCUUCCUUGGAGGCUUUUAAGCAGAGGUUGGGUGGCCAUCUGUCAUGGAUGCUUUAGCUGAGAUUCCUGCAUUGCAGGGGGUUGGACUAGAUGACCCUCGGGGUCCCUUCCAAUUCUAUGAAUCUAUGAUGAUGGGUCUCGACUUGCUCUAACAUGGCUGCCAUCUCCUGGGCAGUUCCUCUGACCCCAGUCCAAAUCUGUGCAGAAGUGAGGGCGGGGGGAGAGCAUUUUUCAGCCCAGGGGCCACAUUCCUUUGGGGCAAGUCUUUCGGGGGCCAGGGCCUGGCACACAACUCUCCAUCUGGGCUAGCAAAAGGCAUUACCGUGGGUCAAAGGAAUGCUCUAGCCAGGUGAAACCGCUAGAGGAAGGAGUAGGUGAGGGCCAGUGAGGUACAUCUGAGUGCGCAGCCUCUGUAGAGUCCUGAAGGCCUGUUGUUGUCGUUAAUUAAAUUUCUAUAUGACCCUUCAUCUGAGGAUCACAGGGCGGUUUACACUAUAAAAGCACAACAUUACAAGCCAUCAUAACGAAUAAAAACAGCAUCCCCCUUACACACUCAGUUUAAAAGGCCAUUAAGCUGUUUAAUUAACCCAAUGCCUGAGCAAAGAGGAAUGUGUUUGCCCGGCACCUAAAGAUAUGCAACGAAGGCACCAGUUAAGGAAGCUUGGAGGGCAGGAUUCGAUUCCUGAGCUUCCCCAUUCCUUGCGAAUUCUGCCCUUGUGGUUCUCCCUGGUGACGGAUUUCAAAUAUCCUGAAGUGGAAGACGUUACUCACCCGCUUGGGGGUCUUCCACCCCACCUGCCAUUUUAUCCUCAGAACCACCUGGGGAGUUAGGUUGGGCUGAGAGACUUCAGGGCUGAGCAAGGAUUGGAACCUGUCUCUCUGGUCCAGGGCCAGCAAUGUAGUCUCUACAGCUCCACACGGACCCUUUUGAAUCGGGCUGAAGUCAAAGGUGCUUUUUCAAUCUUGAGAUUUAUACAAGCUGCUCUUUCUUUUUCUUUCAGGCACAUAGUAAUGAGAUUCUUGUCUUUUCUCUUCAACCAAAAUCCCUCGUAAGGUAUAUAUUAAAGUGGGGGAAACCCACUAAUUGCUUGUGCAUUCUUGCAGUUACGGUUGGAUAUGCAACAUGAGAAACUGGGGACUUUCAUAUGGUAUAUGACGGGCUCAAGUCUCUUCCUGAGAAAAAUAGGAGCAGAAUUACUGUAUUUUUCGUUCUAUAAGAUGCACCGGACCACAAGACGCACCUAGUUUUUAGAGGAGGAAAACAAGAAAAAAUAUAUUCUGAAUCUCAGAAGCCAGAACAGCAAGAGGGAUCGCUGUGCAGUGAAAGCAGCGAUCCCUCUUGCUGUUCUGGCUUCUGGGAUAGCUGCGCAGCCUGCAUUCGCUCCAUAAGACGCACACACAUUCCCCUUACUUUUUGGGAGGGGAAAAGUGAGUCUUAUAGAGCAAAAAAUACAGUAUUCUCGGAGUCAGAAAAACAAUUUCUGUUGAGGUUUCCUAUCUAGGAAUGGGUGACCAUAUGUCAACAAGAUUUCGCCCCGUUUGUAAGCUCUGGGAAGUCAGUCAGCAUUUGGCAGGUGCAUUUCAACUUGUCAGUUGGGAUAAGGAUAGCUGCACCUGUUGAAUUUCUGCCUGCCUAAAAAGUAGGUCACCCGAGAAAGGAAGGAAAAGUCUCCCCCCACCCCCAACUGUGCAAGGCCCAUCCAGCCUGGCUCUGCUCUCUUAACAGGUAGUUGCACAGCCUGAAUUAUUACUCGGAAAAGCUGGGAAGCAAAUCUGUUGCUGGGGAGGGUUCUGCUUUUAGAACACAGCCCCUUCUCCAUCUCCCCACAUAGAGCCCUAAGCAGAGAUUCCCAGAAGGCCAGCUGAGACUCAUCGCAAGGUCAGGGGCUGGUCCCUUUUGUAUAAAGGUCACACCCAGCGAGUGAUGGGAAGGGUUUAGCCAAGAGGAUUAACCAAGAGAAAAGCAAGGGAGGGCAGACCCACACUGAUUGUUGGAUAACAGUGGCUCCCAAGGUGGGCACUACGAAGUAGGAGGGUGCUGGAGGUGUUAACGACUAUCAGACUUUGAACAGCUAGUAUCAUUAAAUCAAAUUUGUCGGUUUCAUUGGAUCAGAUUCAAUAGUUUUAAUUGAAUUGUCAAUAAAUGUGCAAUUGCUUGUUAGUUUAGCAUUGUGCCGUGUUAACCUCCCUCGGUGGGUUGUGCAAACAGUGCUUUUUGUAGAGUAAGGGGCGCUGGGGAUGCAUGAAUGGCAACCGAGGGGACGGCAGCCCCCCAAAUUUGGGAGCCACUGCUCUAGGAGAACCCUAGAAAGCCCAGUGGAGAUGUGCCCCAUGUUCUGUUGGCCAUUGGGACUUGGUGGAGGGCAGGAGAGGAGCCUGGUGCAAAUUCUCAGCCCCUUUUUUCUCCCCUCUCUUUUUCCCGUCCCACAGGCUGUGCCUGGAAGCCAUCAUGUGCUUCAAGGAGAUCCUGGCCAGCUCCUGGCACUGCCUCCCCAAACACCUCCUCCACAGCCUCAACCAGCGCUUUGGGAGUAACAACACGUCUGGCUCCUAGGAGGACGGCAGCGAAGACGUCUGGCCGCGCUGCGCAUGAACGAGCCCUUCUUAUAUAAAGAGAUGUAAUAAUUUGAACCAUCCCGGUUUGGCAAAGUGUGUGUGACAUUUGUAUAGGUUAAUUCCCCCCCCCCCCCGAAACUCUGCGUUGUAGGUAACGGCUUCUCUGCUUUCACCUUUCUUUUCUGUUUGCAUGUGAAUGGCUUAGAGAGAGAACCUAUUUUUGUGUAAAAAUUUGUUUGCAAUAAAUGUAUUUAAUGCAAGGC